CGCAAAGAAGGACGGGCGAGGUCUUUGAUACAGCAUGUCCGGGUGGACGUCCGACAUGUACUCGGGCUACUCAUACACCUACUCGUACGACGAGGUGGAGGAGGUUGUCCCUGGGGCAAGGCGAGUACGAGCGAGAGUGUCCGAGUCGGAGAGGGUGCGACAGCGAGCCAGUCCAGCCGAGGCGAAGGCGGUGGUGGUGGGAGUGGGAGUGGGAGGAGAAGGAAGAGUGGUGGCCAAGGAAGCGGUGUAGCGAACAACGGUUCCUCUCGUGGUGGCCAUGGCGGUGGCCAUGGGAGUGGCCAUGGGAGUGGGAGUGGUGGCAACGGCCGCGGCUCUCGUGGUGCCCGCACUCCAGCUGCUGGGCAGAGGAGCGGGCGAAAGAGCAUCGGAGAGAAAAAGGAGGCAACGAGCGGAGGGCAUCUCCCGCUGGGCACCUCGGGCUCAUCGACCCAUCUCCCGCUCUCUGUCCCGCUGUCUGCGGUCAAGGUCACUGCGCUGGCGCCGGGACUGAGCUCGGGUGGGAGCGGGAUGCAGGCGACGCCGCGGGUGGACGACUUGCCCGAGGAGGUCCAGUCGCGGUAUGAAACGCUCAUCGACGCGCAUCCGGACACAAUCUACUUUCGACGGUCGGGAACCAAGCGGCCGUCGAUCCGAGAGGCGCUGACGGGAGCUGGUGCCGUGGCCGACGGCGACGGCGACGGCGGUGACGGCGGCGACGGCGAGGCCGGAGCCGGUGGCGGCAACAAGACCAAGUUUGGGACGUUUGAAGGAGUGUUUGCACGGUGCCUGCUCAACAUUUGGGGAGUGCUCAUGUUUCUGCGGCUGGGGUGGAUGGUGGGCCACGGCGGGGUGUGGUACGCGUCGCUCAUUGUUGUGGCGUGCAUGAUUGUGACGUCGAUCACGACGCUAUCGCUCAGUGCGAUCUGCACCAAUGGCGAGGUGCUCUCGGGUGGAGCGUACUUUAUGAUUUCGCGGUCGCUCGGGCCCGAGUUUGGCGGCGCGAUUGGGAUCCUGUUCUCGAUUGCUAACGCCGGAGCGGUCUCGCUCCAUCUUGUGGGCUUUGCCGAGACAGUGGUCGAGUCUGUGUUUCCGGACAACUACAAUUGGAGCAAGGGCGGGAGCUGGGACCAGACGCUUGUGGCGCUCAUUGCACUCGUCUUUCUCAUCAUCAUUGCGAUGAUCGGAGUGGCAUGGGUGGUCAAGUUCCAGCUCACGCUCCUUGUGCUGCUUGUCUUUUCGAUUCUCUCGUACGUGGUGGGCACGUUUGGCAAGAGCGAUGCGAACCUCGGCUUUACGUCGUACUCGUCAGCGACGCUGUCUGAGAACAUGUCUACCGAGUGGCGAAACGAGUCGUUCUUUACGCUCUUCUCGGUCUUUUCCCGGCGUCGACGGGCAUCAUGGCCGGAGCCAACAUUUCGGGUGAUCUGAAGGACGCGCAGCUGUCUAUUCCGCGCGGAACGAUUGCGGCUGUGGCUGUGUCGGGUGUGGUGUACCUUGUGCUCAUCUGGAUGCUCGGGGCGACGCUUGUGAAGGAGGUGCCCGGGACGACACCCGGCGGGCUCCUGCACAACAAUGAGAUUAUGAUCCAGUCUGCGUUUUUCGGCCCGCUCAUCAUUGCGGGCAUUUUUGCGGCGGGGCUCUCGUCUGCGCUUGCGGCGCUUGUGGGUGCGCCGCGGGUGUUCCAGGCUGUGUGCGAGGACGGGCUGUUCCCGGCGCUUGUGGCGUUUGCCAAGGGCCGCGGUGCCAACAACGAGCCAGUCCGGGCGUACGUGCUCACGUUCCUCAUUGCCGGAGCGGUGAUGUGCAUCGGCGACCUCAACGCGAUUGCGCCGCUGAUCACCAACUUUUUCAUGAUCUCGUACGCGUUUAUCAACUACGCGUGCUUUGCGACAGCGACGGCCAAGGUGCCCGGGUGGCGGCCGUCGUUUACGUACUUUAACCGGUGGGUGGCGCUCGCGGGCACGUUUAUGUGCAUUGUGCUCAUGUUUGUCAUCAACUACAUUUUUUCGCUGGCGACGCUCACGGCUGCGAUGCUGCUGUACAAGUACGUGGACUGGCAGGAGAACGACGUCAACUGGGGCUCUGCGCGGCAGGCCAAGAUCUACCUCGACGCGCUGAAGCAGACUGCGCGACUGGAGGUGACGCGGGAGCAUGUCAAGACGUACCGGCCGGCGUUCCUUGUCCUCUGUGAUGACCCAGGGUCGGAGCGGUCGAUGACACUUGUGCGGUUUGCGGACCUCUUUGCACGGGUCUCGAACGGAGUCCUCGAGGUCUCUGCGGUGGUGGUGGGGAGCUUUGACACGGCGUUUGAAGAGUAUCUCGAGAUGCGGACAUCGACGCUGCUGGUCGACGCCGGAAUCACCGGGUUCAUCGACUCGGUCAUUGCGCCGGACCUGCAGUCGGGCCACCGGCUGCUGCUGCAGACGGCCGGAGUGGGCAAGCUCCGGCCCAACACGAUUGUGCUCGAGCUGCCGACGACGCGGUCGGGAGCGGACAGCGAGCUUGUGCGGACGGUGCGCGAGGCGCUGGUCCUCGACUACUCGACGGUCCUUGUCCGGGCGCCAGUGCCCAACUUUCCGGACGCGCUCCCGGUCUCGGGCCGGAUCGACGUGUGGUGGAUGGCCGCCGACGGUGGGCUGCCGCUGCUCAUGGCGUGGCUGCUGCGGCAGAACAAGGAGUGGCGCAAGUGCUCGCUCCGCAUCAUUGCCGGUGGCCUGCAGUGCGGCAACGAGACGUCCAAGUCGCUCAACGUCCUCCUCCCCAAGCUGCAGCGGAUGCUCACCCGAUUCCGCAUCCCCUACACCUCGACCGAGGUCGUCGAUCUCACGCUCGAGCCGUCGGAGCGCUCGCUGAGGGAAUGGAGCGAGGUGGCACCCGCGUCCGAGACCCGCAUCUCGUCCAAGACCCGCCAGCUGCUCCGGCAGCGCGACCUUCUCCGCGAAAUGUCGUCGGACGCCGGCCUGGUCAUCGUCACCAUGCCGCUGCCCGCGAGCAUUGUGCCCGACGAUGUCUGGCUGGCGUGGAACGAGAUGCACGUCGUCGGCGAUGUUCCCACCGUCCUUGUCCGUGGCGCGCACCAAGAUGUGCUCACAUACUACUCUUGACCUUUGGUCCUGGAGCAAGGGGUAUAUUGAAGGAAUGGGAUGGGAUGAGAA
Molecule: messenger RNA, 3155 nt
Organism: Thecamonas trahens ATCC 50062
Lineage: Eukaryota; Apusomonadida; Apusomonadidae
Product: Na-K-2Cl cotransporter 1
Exons: 1
Coding region: 1398-3104 (568 amino acids)
Biological process (GO): sodium ion transmembrane transport; cell volume homeostasis; chloride transmembrane transport
Cellular component (GO): membrane
Molecular function (GO): sodium:potassium:chloride symporter activity
Source: RefSeq, a predicted model, not a curated record